Molecule: messenger RNA, 1688 nt
Organism: Phascolarctos cinereus (koala)
Lineage: Eukaryota; Metazoa; Chordata; Mammalia; Diprotodontia; Phascolarctidae
Gene: NAA80
Product: N-alpha-acetyltransferase 80, NatH catalytic subunit
Biological process (GO): protein acetylation
Cellular component (GO): cytoplasm
Molecular function (GO): acetyl-CoA binding; N-acetyltransferase activity
Source: RefSeq, a predicted model, not a curated record
CGUGGGGCAGGCAGGAGCGGAGCGCGGAGCCGGGCCUGGGAAGCGGCGGCUGCGGGGGAAGAGCCAGAGCCCGGAGGCAGCAUGGCACUAGAUGACCCUUGAGGUCCCAUCCAGCCAUGACCUGCUGGGAUUCUGUGACACAUCAGCUUUGGAUACUCCACAGGAGGAGAAUGGAGAAUUGGUCGUAGAUCCCGAGGGAGAGCAGCGGCUCCUGACCAGCAGCUGGAUGAUGGCCUCUUUGUCCUCCUUGGCUUCAGGCCCUGGCCUCGAUGGGCUGACCCUGGAGCCAGCCCACCUGCGUCCAGAGCUCCUGGAUGCCUGUGCUGACCUCAUCAACCAGGAGUGGCCUCGGAGUCGAGCCUCACGCCUGCACUCGCUGGGCCAGUCUUCAGACUCCUUUCCCCUGUGCCUGGCCCUGCUGGGGCCACCCCCUGCCCCUGGGGCCUUGCCCACCGUCCUGGGUCAUUCCCGCCUCUCCCGAGUCGUUGCCCACAAUCACAGCCUGUUGGUGGAAACCGUGGUGGUGGCUCGGGCCCUUCGGGGUCAGGGGUUUGGCCGACGCCUCAUGGAGGCCACCGAGGCCUUUGCGAAGGCUCGGGGCUUUCGUCGGCUGCACCUGACCACCCACGACAAGCAGCACUUCUAUGCCCAUCUGGGCUACAGGCUCGGGGAACCAGUUCAGGGCGUUGCCUUCCAUAGCCCUCUGUCUGCUGCCAUCCUCCAGGCCUUCUCCCAGCCUGCCAGCCCUCCAGAGCCUAAAGCCCCUAGCCCCUGCAGGGAGACUUUCAGGACCCCCCGCCCUAGGCCCUAUCUGUCCCCUGCACCACCACCCCCUCCUCCUUUACCUGCCCCCCUUCUCAGCCCUCCAGGUCUCUCCCCCACGGGCUCCCCACCGCAGAGCCUGGAGGAGACGCCAUAUAGGGACAUCCGGGGCCGCCCCAUAUUUUGGAUGACAAAGGAGAUCUGAUGGGGUUGGCCUCAUGGCCUUUCAGCUGAGGAUAGAAAGAAGGAAAGCAUGCAGGGAAGGAUCGCAAAGAAUGGCCAGAAGAGAUCCCUGAGGAGAUCCCUGAAAUCUUUGCAGUGCCUGAAGUCUGCUUCCUUGGGGGUGUUGACAGCCUAGCUGUCAGUGCUGCUCCCCCAGUGAAGGCAGAAGAUGGGGUGAUCACCCAGCCCCAUCCCAUUUUUCUUUUUGGGGGGGAGGAGUUGGGGGGCGACAAUCUCAAAGUGCCAAAAAGACUCCCAGUAGAAGAGCUGGAGAAUAAGAGACCAAGGAGAAGAUAAUGGCUAUACUAGCAGUGUCUAGUGCUUGAAGGUUUAUGAAACACCUCUCUUACAAUGCCCCUGUGAGGGAGGGGCUGCACAUAUGCAUUAUUGUCCCCAUUUUCUAAAGAAGGAAAUGGAGUCCUAGAGUGGCAGCUCAGACCUGUAAAGUGGCAGAGCUGGUGUUUGGUCCCAGGCUUUUCUUCCAAGUCCAGCACCCCGCGAUGCCUCAGACAUUGUGCCAGUUGCCUCGCAGGUCCUAGGCUCAGUGACUGGGUCAGGGCCCGUGUCAGAUCUGAACAGUGGGCAGAGGUCUCUGCACACAGCAGGUGCUUAAUAAGCGUUGGUUAGAUUUGUUGACUUGUUAAGCAGCAUGGCUCUGUGUGAGCGGCACUAAAUAAAGCAGCCCCGUCCUGGGGACCAUACAG